GAAGUUACAGAGGUCUAACGGACCCCACCCCGAUGCGCGUGGGAGGGGGGAGUCCCUGCUCUGUCCCGGUCCCUGACUUCCUGGCCCUGCGUCCCCAGCGCCAUGGGGGAGUGGGCGUUCCUGGGCUCGCUGUUGGACGCCGUGCAGCUGCAGUCGCCGCUCGUGGGCCGCCUAUGGCUGGUGGUCAUGCUGAUCUUCCGCAUCCUGGUGCUGGCCACGGUGGGCGGCGCGGUGUUCGAGGACGAGCAGGAGGAGUUCGUGUGCAACACGUUACAACCAGGCUGUCGCCAGACCUGCUACGACCGCGCCUUCCCAGUCUCCCACUACCGCUUCUGGCUCUUCCACAUCCUGCUGCUCUCAGCGCCCGCCGUGCUGUUCGUCAUCUACUCCAUGCACCAGGCCAGCAAGGAGCCGGGCCGGGCGGACGGGGGCGGCUGGGCCGCCGAGGCCAGGCAGCCGUGCGCCCGCGGCGGCUCUGAGGACCCAUGCGCGCCCUGCGCCCUACGCGCCCGCCGCGCACGCCAAUGCUACCUGCUCAGCGUGGCGCUGCGCUUGCUGGCCGAGUUGGGCUUCCUGGCCGGCCAGACGCUGCUCUACGGCUUCCGCGUGGCCCCGCACUUUGCGUGCGCCGGCCCGCCGUGCCCGCACACCGUGGACUGCUUUGUGAGUCGGCCCACCGAGAAGACUGUUUUCGUGGUCUUCUACUUCGCCGUGGGGCUGCUCUCGGCGCUGCUCAGCGUGGCCGAGCUGGGACACCUACUCUGGAAGGGCCGCCCAAGCCGCCGUGACCACGGGCGCGCGCGCCAAGCGGCCGAGCGCGACAACCGCUGCAACCGCGCGCACGAGGAGGCACAGAAGCUGCUCCCGCCGCCGCCGCCUUCAGCCCUGCCCUCCCGGCGGCCUGGCCCAGACCCCUACGCCCCGCCCGCCUACGCGCACCGGGCGCCGACAGGCGACAGCGAGGGUGCCAGCGGCCGCAGCAAGGCGUCUUUGGCUACUGUCCGCCAGGACCUGGCCAUCUAG
This is a messenger RNA of Trichechus manatus latirostris (Florida manatee), 1023 nucleotides long. It is a transcript of the gene GJD3, whose product is annotated as gap junction protein delta 3. The record is from RefSeq and is a predicted model, not a curated record. Bases 103 to 1023 code for a protein of 306 amino acids. Gene Ontology annotation, biological process: cell-cell signaling. The transcript has a single exon. Gene Ontology annotation, molecular function: gap junction channel activity involved in AV node cell-bundle of His cell electrical coupling. NCBI's taxonomy places the organism in Eukaryota, Metazoa, Chordata, Mammalia, Sirenia, Trichechidae. Gene Ontology annotation, cellular component: connexin complex.